Molecule: messenger RNA, 7761 nt
Organism: Cinara cedri
Lineage: Eukaryota; Metazoa; Arthropoda; Insecta; Hemiptera; Aphididae
Source: the annotation of a GenBank genome assembly
AGCCGGUCGGGUGUGUCCAAGCGUCCGAUUUCAAUUUGUGUUUGGACGUGAACGAAGCUGCUUCGAUCGCUUCUUGUCUCGACUCAAUCUUUUCAACGUAAAGACUUGAACAGUUUUCCAAAACCGUCAACAUGGUGAGUAUAUUAUAAUUAUUACUAUCAUAAUACUAAUAGUAACGACUAAAAACAUUUUAAUAAUGAUAUGAUUAUCGAAUAUUUUAUAAUAUCAACGUGGUUUAAAUAAAAAAUUAUCCCCCGACCAUCCAGAAAUUCGACGGUUUUUUUUUUCUUACUCUAGUUUUUGCGUUAUAAUAAUAAUAUUACAUUCAUGACAGAAUCGACAAUUAUGAAGUUAUUUUUCCGCGUUUUUCCUACCGAAAUAGUUUUCACUCCUUGCUGGUCGAGUACUCUAUGUAGGUACCCACGCCUAAAUUAUUGUAUUUUCAUUUGAUUUUGGAAAAAUACCCAAUAGGUAGGUACAGUAUAAUCUUUGUCGCGAUUUUCCCAAGGUGCGUCCAUACUGCUAACGAGUGUUGUACAGCGAACACGUAACAAAUCGUUAUUGCACAAUGAGGAGGGGGGAGGUUGGGAGUUUGGAUGUAUAACCCCUUUGGAAUUUGAGAUAUUAUUUUUGUUUAUGAAUUCUACAUAAAACGUAUACGGGAUGAUCGACAUAACAUUAAUAUUUAAAUGUUACAUUUUAGAGCUGCUUAUUUCUUUGAUUUUUUUAUAAAUCUAAUUCCAAUAAAUAACGUCCGAGCGUCUUGCAUCACAUAUUUUUUUUACUGCUACAACAGACAUUUCCUUGUAGUUUUCAAUAAUUUUGAAUAUAUAUCUACGCAUCUUAGAUACAAUUGUGUCUUUUAACUUGUGUCGCGAUACUGUUCUGGAAAGUAUCGAGUAUCUUGUAUAAGGUACUGUAAUUAAAGUAUCUAGAUACUUAUUUUGAAGCAUUUUGUCCAUUGGUAUCCGGAAGGGGGAUGAAAAAACUUGUUAAUUUCCUCCCUUGUUUUUUCGAAAAAUACAUUACAAAUUUAAAGUGAUUAUAUGAAAACGGGGAGAAUUAUUGGGAAUAUACGAUCUUGUGUUGAAUAAUGAUAAAAUUUCGAAGUAAAAAUAUUGUUUGGACGCUACAUACGUAUUGUUAUGCGCAGCUGUCCUUUUCUUGCAUACGUACGACAUAGCAAAUUUGAGUUUCACCGAAUCGUUCGUGUGUUUUUGGUUAUAACGAUACGAGUGAUUUUACCUAUUACCUUACUACCUUAUUGUUGUAAUGGUAACAACAUUAUUAUCAAUGUGUGUGUAUUUGUUGUUUUUAGGAUUCUCUAAAGUUUUAAGCGAGAUGUAAGUAGCGUUUAGCACUGUUAUAUUUCAUACAAAAUAUAUACUCAUUCAGUCGCUGUAAUAUUAAUAAAACGAACAUAUCAAAAUUGAUUCUGUUGAAAGUACAUUUACCAUGUCGUGUGUAGGUAUUCGUAACACAGAAACAAUAAAAUAUGAGUAUGCCAGACAAAAAUAAAAUUGUUUUAACGAUUUAUAAGAAAAUGUUUACUUGUUAUCAGAAUACCAUUGUUGACAAAUAUUUAUUUUAUUUCAUAUAUUUGUCUUAUUUUUUAAAUAUGAUACCAAAAGGAAAAGAAACAUGGUCAUAGUAUGCAUACUUUGUAUUUUUAAAUUAAAGCUUACAUUGGUGACCAAAAUUCCUGGUCGGUUAUGGUUACCGAAUUACCGAAAAAGGAAAGGUUCAUUUUGGCUGAAAACGGUUCCUUCCCGAAAAAAAAAAAAAAAAAACCAAAAUCAAAUUUACUCUAAAUCUUCAUACAUAUAGAUACCUACCUACAUACUAUUAUAGAUACAAUCGCUGAAGGUUCGUACUAAAGUAAUCACUCUGUACAUACUGCCGGUACGUAGAUACUUUCGCGAACCGUUAUACUUCCAGAGUGUGGGUAUAAUAGGUACAAUGAACUUGACAUUAUGUGAAACUCGUUUCGAAAUGUUUCGCCGCACGAACAAUAAUAUUUCACUAUUUGUUUUUUUUUUUCUUAAUAUUAUAUAGGUACCUUGUUAUCUAUAACUGUGGAAAUAGAAUAUUUUUCUGUAAGUCACGUAUUAUUAUCAUUCCCUGUGCGUCUCGUGUAAUACAAAUAAUAUUAUAUUAACGACUGCGGUCAUUGUUGCCCGCUGCUAUUAUAUUUAUGCAUAAAAAUAAUACACGAACCUUUUACACUGUGGGUUUAGCCGCAUUAAUGCUGAUUAACAAUAUCAACAUGUCAACUGUGGUUCAGCUGCAUUCUGCCAAAAUAUUUGUCGGUAGAAAUUAGGUUCAACUGUUUCCCCUCCACAGUAUUAGCGUAAACGGGUGUCUAGAGGCCAACGCCCUCUUUGGAAUUUGUUUUUACAACUAUUAUAGAUGUGCCCACGUGUAGUAAAGAGUGUGAACCUAAAUUAUCUGCAAGACCAAUUAAGCAUUCGAGUUUAUAUUUUGUUUAAAGUUAAUGAAGUAGUUUUUGAAUUAACUAACAGCUUAUCAUUACAUUUUCAAAAUAACGAAAAGAAAAACUACUCAAUAUUUCAAUAUUAAUAAUGCCACUCUUAUGGAGCUAUACAAUCUCUUCGAAGUGAUAUGGUCAAUUUGAAAAAAAAUUGGGAUAAAACAGAAUAGCUUCCAACGAAUAUAUUUUACCGCUCAUAAUUUCAAGAAUCGGAACAGUAUUUUCAAUAUUAGUUAGUGCUGAAAACAGCAAAAAAAUUUGUAUUUGGAAAAAGACUUACUUAGCUGAUUUAACAAUAUUACAUUCACUAUUUAUAAAAAUGUUGUAUCUAUUCCAAUGAGUUCUGUUUCGAAUGAACGUUCAUCUUUUAUCGUCACUACCAGACUUUAUUGUAAUGUACAGUAGCAGUGCCUGAUUAUGACUUGGGAGCCCGGGGUAAACAAUGCUUAUUUUGAAGGCUCACGCUUUAUAAUAUAAUCAAUAGAUUAUAUUAGGUUCAAUUAGUCUUAAGGGCUGAAUACAACAUAUAUUUCUUAUAUUUUUCCGUUUUUUUUUUCGGUUUUUCAAAUUUGAUGAGCAAACUCCUGAGGAAAUCGAAAAAUAACUUCUCCACACCGAUUUUCUUUCUUGAAAAGGUGCUACACGUAAAAAUCGGAGAAAGUCCUCCGGUAGAAAAGUUGUCCUAAAAAAAAAAUUAUAAACAUCUUUGUAAAAUUAUAAGAAUUUUCGCUCCACUCAGAAUCUAAAAUAAUAACACGCGUGCCAGGUUAUAUAAUUCCUUUGUGUGCCUCUUAUACUCGUACAUCUGAUCUACUCAAAAGAGAGUAAAGAGUUACUACCCACUUCGGUAUUUCUUCGAGCACGUAAUAUUUAUUGGUUUUAGGUAGGUACCUGAAUAAUAUAUUACAACUAAACUAGAGUUAUAACUCUAUAGGUAUUAUUUAUGAUUUUCAAAUAAUUAUUAUGUUUAACGUGACUAAGCUGUUAUACGUAUUUAACAUAGUUUGACUUUUAUAAGUGCUACCGAAUAUGAAUCAGACGUUGGCUAUAAAUUAAAAUUCAAAACUAUAUAAUUUUAUAGUUAUACGUACUUGUUAUAGUAUUGUAUACCUAACCAAAAUUCGAUUAAAAAUGUCUUAAAGCCGGGAAAAUUAAAAAUAUCGCUCAGUUUAACCUUCAUUAAUAUAUUAUACGUAAUGAAUAUAGUUCAAACUGAAAAUUACUUAAAUAAUUAUUAUUAUGAUAGUAUUAACUGAAAUUUUAACAAUAAUUAUCACUUUUUACGGUCGUAUUAUAAUUAUUUUUCAUACACCACGGGUUUGUUAGUUAGGCUAAUGUGCUGAUGUAUUUAGAUGUAAUUAUUCAAAUUUAAAUAAUUAAAAUGCAGGUUAUAACUAUAUGAAGGUUAUGUAAAGACAUAAACAAUUUAAAUAAGUUAUUUUAAGCAACUAAUAUUAGUUUUAUGCAUUCGCUCUUAAAUAAUUCCCCCCAAAUGGUUUGGCGUCUGGAAUUUUGAAAUGUUGCACAAAACUUACUUAUACUAUGUAUAGGUGUGACCACUGAAGAGUGAUUUUUCAAUGUUUUAACUACGAUAUUUUUACAUUAAGAAUUUAUCAAAUAAAUAGUUGAACGUGUAUUGUUGUCUGUUUUUAAUCGAAAAUCAUUCUCUUAGGGGUGAAAAAAGGGUGUAACAACCGGAUGAUUUUUAUUUUUGUUGAUAUAAUUGCAAAACUGAAUAGAAUAGGUACCAAUAAUUAUUUAAAUUCGGAAAAAGUGUAAUUUCUGCUGAAAAUCAUAUCAGUUUGUUUUCAAGUUAGCUAUUAAAGAGAGGUCAGCUAUUUUUAUUCGGUAGUUACCUACUCAGUGGAUAAAAUUGUCAGACCAAACAGAAAUAUUUGAAAAUUUAACAAGAGAUAUAAGUAACAUUAUAAAUCAUACUUUGUGGUAAAAAAAAAAAUAAUAAAAGAUUAAAUGUAAUGUAGAAUUUUUUAUUUUAUAAGAAUUUUAAUAUCAAAUUUUGAUGAAAAUCAUAAAUAUUACGGCUUUUCAAAACAUGUGUAACCAAACUCCGUUCAGAAUCGUUUUUAUUAACAAUGAUUUAUUAUUGCGUACAGAUAUUCAUUAAAUUUUUCACUUUAUGCCCUACCUUCCCAACUUCUAACCUACAACAGUAGCCCACCCACCGUGCAAAGUGUGUCCGUCCUUUUUUAAAUUAUUGAAGUUAAAUAAAAUACAUUAUUACCAAUAGACACAUUUAUUAUUUUUUCAAUAAUUCAUAUAAUAUCCUCAUAUUUAUAAUUUUGAUUGCAAAUACCGUUAUCUUCCGUUUCUUGAUAAUUUGCCAUUUUGUCGUUGUAACUAUAGCUACAAAAAAAAGUGGAAAUAAAAAAUGAAUUUCUAAAUUUAAAAUAAUCACAGUCAUUACUAAUGCCUUAUAUUCACGUAAGGCAUUAGUAAAUCUUAAAAAAUAUUUACCCAUUAAUGUAAAACUAUAGCUGUCCCGCCCAUCGUUACCCAUGCCAAUUUGUUUAUUAUUUGUUAUACCCAUAUUACUUUUUGGUAUUGACCGUGUCAGUAUUGAAUGAAAACGAUUAAAAGGUGUAAAGCGGGUCUGUUGUGACAUUUUUUCAUGAUUUUCAUAUCGAAAAUAUCAAAUAAUUCGCUGCACUCAGAAUCUAAUACAGAAAUUUUACAGCAUUUAAAAAUUUGUAUUUUUUCCACCUAAUAUUGAAUUUCAGACCACUAUGUAUCGGGAAGUAUAUUUGCAUUAACGCAAUUAUGCAAACAUAUUUUUGUGGGAGAGGGGGACUGCAUAAACUUUCAUAAUUUGAAUUGCAUAUUAUAUUCAAUAUUUAAUUGAUCUGUAGGUAGGGGCUUAUCUGAGUUUCAAGGACUACUCUUUAAAGCCCCCAUUAUUGACGCCAAUACAAUAUAUUUGCCUUUCAUACACCCCGUAUAUAGAAAAGAAAUUAUUGUGAUAAUAAUUGUUUUCUUUUUUCGUGUUCUAUAGCGUGAAUGUAUCUCUGUACACGUUGGUCAAGCCGGAGUCCAAAUCGGUAAUGCCUGCUGGGAAUUGUACUGUCUGGAACAUGGCAUCGCCCCCGAUGGUCAAAUGCCGUCCGAUAAGACUAUCGGUGGUGGCGACGACAGUUUCAACACCUUUUUCAGUGAAACCGGAUCCGGCAAACACGUGCCCAGAGCCGUGUUCGUCGAUCUCGAACCGACUGUCGUCGGUAAGUAACGCGGGAUAGUACUCGUAUAAUUAUAAUAUAUUAAGUCAAGUAAAAAUACAGGCUUUUAGAAGGAUUUUUGAAAAUUACAUAAUUGAAUAAUUUAUAUUUUUUAAAACUAUUAUUCAUUUAUUUUUAUUUAUUUAUUUAUUUAGUUUAUUUAAAUUUUGAAAUAUAAUAUUUUUAAUGUUCCUUAUCAAUCUUGACCCAUUUGCUACUAAAUAACUUGUCAGUGACUAAAAAUAAUUAACACUACAUUCCGAAGUCACUAUAUGGGUUAAAUUGACUUAAAUUUUCUUACAAGGUGCAUUAGAGCUUAAGUCACUACAGUAAGUUACAUAACUUAAAAUGCACCUUGAAAUAUUUCGUUAAGGAAAAUAGAUUUAGAAUAUCCUACACGAGAAAAAAAGGAAUUUUCUUUACUUUAUUGGUGAAAACAACCUUUCUCAUAAUUUUUACACUAACAAAUUAUUAUCAUGUUGCGUUUACACAUUUUUAACUUUAAACGGAAAUUAUCGAAAUAUUAUAUUGUAUACAUAUUUUUUUCGAUUAUAUAGACGAGGUGAGAACCGGAACGUACCGUCAACUGUUCCAUCCCGAACAGUUGAUUACUGGCAAGGAAGACGCGGCCAACAAUUAUGCCCGCGGACACUACACGAUCGGUAAAGAGAUCGUGGACGUCGUGUUGGACAGGAUCAGAAAGUUGGCGGACCAGUGCACCGGUCUUCAGGGUUUCUUGAUCUUUCACUCGUUCGGUGGUGGUACCGGUUCCGGUUUCACGUCGCUGUUGAUGGAACGACUCAGCGUUGACUAUGGCAAGAAGAGCAAACUGGAAUUCGCCAUCUAUCCCGCACCGCAAGUGUCCACCGCUGUGGUCGAGCCGUACAACUCCAUCUUGACCACCCACACUACCCUGGAACACAGUGACUGCGCAUUCAUGGUUGACAACGAGGCCAUCUAUGACAUCUGCCGACGUAAUCUCGACAUCGAACGUCCAACUUAUACAAACUUGAACCGUCUCAUCGGCCAGAUCGUUUCGUCAAUCACGGCCUCGCUGCGUUUUGACGGUGCUCUCAAUGUCGAUUUAACCGAAUUCCAGACCAACUUGGUGCCGUACCCGCGUAUCCAUUUCCCGUUGGUCACCUACGCGCCGGUAAUUUCCGCUGAGAAGGCCUAUCACGAGCAACUGUCCGUAUCCGAAAUCACCAACGCAUGUUUCGAACCGGCCAACCAAAUGGUGAAAUGUGACCCUCGCCACGGUAAAUACAUGGCUUGUUGCAUGUUGUACCGCGGUGACGUCGUACCCAAGGACGUCAACGCGGCAAUCGCUUCCAUCAAGACCAAGAGGACUAUUCAGUUUGUCGACUGGUGUCCCACCGGUUUUAAGGUCGGCAUUAACUACCAACCGCCAACUGUUGUCCCGGGCGGUGACUUGGCCAAAGUGCAACGUGCCGUCUGCAUGUUGUCCAACACCACUGCCAUCGCCGAGGCUUGGGCUAGGUUGGACCACAAGUUCGACUUAAUGUAUGCCAAGCGUGCUUUCGUACAUUGGUACGUCGGUGAAGGUAUGGAGGAAGGAGAAUUCUCCGAGGCCCGCGAGGACCUGGCUGCUUUAGAAAAAGAUUAUGAAGAAGUAGGCAUGGACUCCGUUGAAGGAGAAGGCGAAGGAGGCGAGGAAUACUAAAUGACGUUCCAGAAAGAAAUCUAAACUUUAUUCAGUUGCUUCAUAAAUUAAAUUAUUCUCCACUACAUUUAUUUUUUUUUGUUUUAUAUAAAUGGAUAUUUUUAGAAUUUUUAUUUAAAAUAGACAAUUGCAAAUGAAAAUACUGGUUUUUUAAUUAGUAUCGUUAUUUAUUUCCUGUAUUAUCAUAAAUUCUGUCUUUUCCUAUAAUUGUAUAAUUAAUAUUAUAUGAUAUGUAUUUUUGACACGGGGUUUAUUUGCAAAACAAAAAAUCGGGUGAAGGAACAGCAAAAUGUCGGGGAACGCACUAGAUAAUGCGUAUAAAAUCAACCAAGAUCUAACAAAUGGUGGGAUCUUUC